Diachasma alloeum is the source of this 1377-nucleotide messenger RNA. RefSeq names its product ester hydrolase C11orf54 homolog. Gene Ontology annotation, molecular function: hydrolase activity, acting on ester bonds; zinc ion binding. Gene Ontology annotation, cellular component: nucleus. The record is from RefSeq and is a predicted model, not a curated record. Lineage: Eukaryota; Metazoa; Arthropoda; Insecta; Hymenoptera; Braconidae.
GUCUUGGAGGCGUCAAAAAAAUUUUAGAAGUUGGCGGACCUUCAUUCUUACUUCCCAUUCCUCAACGUCACAAAAUUUAUGAAUUAAAAUCAAUUUUGGAUUGCAUAAAUGAUAAGAAGAUGGAAAAAAGGGCGUUUGUUGUUGGCGCUGGGGCUGGACCGUGGCCGAGGCUCUCCAAGAAUUGUGAAAUGAUGAUGAACGUUGUCGUGUCUGCAAAGGACCUUAAAAAUGAGACCCGACUAUCCUGGGUUGGACGAAAUGAGGAGUGCAUUCUUGAGGAGUCCCUAGGCAACGAUACAAGAUUCGCUUUGUUAGCGAAUCUCUAUGUGAGUGAAGGGACACCAGAGAAAGUAUUAAAAGUUCAUGCAAAAAAGAGGACUGGAAAAUUGGACUUCAUCGCUACAAUGCAAAAAGCCCUUCAAGCUCAUUACAAAGACAAACUUGUUGGUCUGGGUGGCACUUUCCUCUUCAAACAAGGAAAAGUUCGCCAACAUGUGAUGCGAGAUUUUUCAACGGCCCCCCUAACAACUGAAAACGCCCUCAAUAACUGGCUGAAAUUUUACGAAAUGUCCGCUCCCCUGGUGGCAGUGGGCACUUUCGUUUCUGCACAAACCGACCUUGAUCUCCGGGUUCAGCAUUUUCACAGCUUCAGUCAUCAUGGCGAAGGUGGUCAUUACCACAUCGAUACGACUCCGGACAUUGCCGAAUACCUAGGCUAUUUCGGCGUAGCUGAGUCUUUGUACAGAAUUGAUCAGCCGGCCGUUUGCGUUGAUUUCGGAAAAGAUUAAUAUUCUCGACGACAUUGUGACAAAACAGGCAUAACAGGGGAUCUGAACCAGGUUUUUUAUAUAAAGAUUCUACUGAAAAGUGUUUCAUUAAACAAACAAUUAUAUUUUGAAUUUCUAGAUCUUUCCUAUCAACAUUCUGAAAUCGAAUCUUCUAGCAAUGUAUGUACAUCGACAUUUCCAUGAGAAGACGAUUCAUAUAUCCUGUAACAUAUACCCUAUUGUAUUGCUAGUACCACGAGACAGAUAUGCAAUACGUAGAAACACUUUUCCGAACAACUACAAGACAUCAGAAACAUCAAUAUAUUUCCAUGAUUUGUAAUUUCAUAUGAAGAACAGCCAUAUCAUGCCAUUCAAUUAACGAAAAUUGUUAUUCAAACAAUACAACAAUCAAUAAUAACCAAUAAAUAAUCCGGUCCAAGUUCAAGGAUAUUUAAAAAUUAAAUAAAUUUCGUUACUUGCAUGCAGACGUUUUGAAGGUAUAUGCAAUAGUAUUAUAAAAAUAAAUAGCAAAGCACACGAUAAUUGUUUCUCAGCACCUUUUUAAUUGACAAUUAUAAGGUAAAUAAACAGUUCUACUCCAGACUCCCUA